Molecule: messenger RNA, 1167 nt
Organism: Frankliniella occidentalis (western flower thrips)
Lineage: Eukaryota; Metazoa; Arthropoda; Insecta; Thysanoptera; Thripidae
Product: zinc finger BED domain-containing protein 4-like
Exons: 2
Coding region: 120-677 (185 amino acids)
Molecular function (GO): protein dimerization activity
Source: RefSeq, a predicted model, not a curated record
AGGCUGUUCAGAACAUCAGAUGCCCAGAACAAGAUAAAAUCGGGAAAGCGUUCAAAGACUUCUGUUUGAGCGAGAUUAAACGGCGGUUUGAACACAUUGAGAAAAACAAGCCCCUUGCCAUGGCAACCAUGCUGGAUCCUCGCUUUAUAAAAGCAUACUUUCAGGGCCCAAUGACUACGGCAAACACUAUGACUCUGCUCGAGAUGGAAGUGCGGCAGCUAAUGCGGGAGGGAGCAGCGGCGUGCGCCCGGGCAGUUCACGAUGCAGAUCCACCACUAGAACCGGCUCCAGCACCUGCAGCUGGGCAGAAUCAGAGUCUGUGGGCCUCUCACGCCGAGCUGGCUCGAUCUGCCAAUGCAGCAACAGCCACAGACGACGUCGCUGCUCGGGCAAAGGCCGAAAUCCGGGCGUACAUCUCGAGGGAGCUGUUGCCCAUCACGGCAGAUCCACUGAAGAGAUGGGAGGCCAUUAAACCACUUUACCCGAACCUGUACAUAGUUGCCCAAAAAUACCUGUCCAUUUUAGCAACGUCCUUGCCAAGCGAGCGCCUCUUCUCGAAACUCAGUUUUAUUUCAACUGAGGAGACUAGCCGUCUCACCGCCGAGCACUUAUCACAACGUGUGUUUUUAGCAAGCAUUGAAAAGGACAUGUGGGAAGCAGCUCGCGUUCCUAAAUAAUUUCUAAUGUGAUUUGAGCAUUUAAAGUUAAUUGUAAUUGUACAAUUCCAAAGUUCCUUUGAUUCCUGAGACUGAUUUGUUUUUCUAAGUCUUACUAGUUAAUUUAUGUUAAUUCCUGAGACUGAUUUGUUUUUCUACGUCAUCCUUAGUUAAUUUAUCUUAAUUCAUGAGACUGACUUUAAUUGUCAUUGUAUAAAUAUGUUUACAAUUCCAAAGUUUCAUCUAAUUCCUGUAAUGGGUUUGAUUUUCUAUGUCUUAUACUACUGACUUUUGCUAUACUUUUAUUAAAAUACAUCUUGUUUGAAAAAUUGCAUUUUAAAUUAAAUUUCCCACCUUUAAAUCGGAUUUCUAGUGCCGCCACGGGAAUGACCGAUAUUUUAUUCGAUAUUUCCUAUUAUCGAUAUAUUUUGUGCAAUAUAUCGAUACUUUAAGUAUCGAAAUCUGCGAAUAUCGAUAUCGUAAAUAUCGAUAUUUUUCAUUCAACUGGCCA